AUGCCGCGCUCCUUCCUGGUGGACUCGCUGGUGCUGCGGGAGGCGGGCGAGAAGAAGGGGGAGGGCAGUCCUCCGCCGCCGCUCUUCCCCUACGCCGUGCACCCCUCGCACCCGCUGCCCGGGCUGCCGGCCGGAGCCUGCCACGCUCGCAAGGCCGGGCUGCUCUGCGUCUGCCCGCUCUGUGUCACCGCCUCCCAGCUGCACCCGCCGCCGCCCGCCAUCCCCCUCAUCAAGGCUUCCUUCCCUCCCUUCGGCUCCCAGUACUGCCACUCGCCCCUGGCCCGCCAGCAGCACUCCGUCUCCGCCGUCAGCGUCGGGCACGCACCGGCGCUCUACCAGGGCGCCUACCCGCUGCCCGACCCGCGGCAGUUCCACUGCAUCUCCGUGGACAGCACGUCCAGCCAGCUGCCCAGCAGCAAGCGGAUGCGCACCGCAUUCACCAGCACGCAGCUCCUGGAGCUGGAGAGGGAGUUCGCCUCCAACAUGUACCUCUCCCGACUGCGGCGAAUCGAGAUCGCCACCUACCUGAACCUCUCCGAGAAACAGGUGAAGAUCUGGUUCCAGAACCGACGGGUCAAGCACAAGAAAGAAGGCAAAAGUAGCUCCCACCGGGGCGGGGGGGGCGGCCACAGCUGCAAAUGCUCGUCCCUUUCCACCACUAAGUGCUCGGAGGACGACGAGGACUUGCGCAUGUCUCCGUCCUCCUCGGGGAAGGACGACAGAGGUCUCGCAGUCACCCCCUAA
This is a messenger RNA of Melospiza georgiana, 744 nucleotides long. It is a transcript of the gene GSX1, whose product is annotated as GS homeobox 1. Gene Ontology annotation, molecular function: DNA-binding transcription factor activity, RNA polymerase II-specific; sequence-specific double-stranded DNA binding. The record is from RefSeq and is a predicted model, not a curated record. Bases 1 to 744 code for a protein of 247 amino acids. Lineage: Eukaryota; Metazoa; Chordata; Aves; Passeriformes; Passerellidae. Gene Ontology annotation, cellular component: nucleus. Gene Ontology annotation, biological process: regulation of DNA-templated transcription. The transcript is spliced from 2 exons.